AUGUCCUCCACCGAGCCAGUCGUCGUCAUUGACGGCAAGGGACACCUUCUUGGUCGUCUGGCCAGCACUGUCGCUAAGCAGCUGCUCAACGGCCAGAAGAUCGUCGUCGUGAGAUGUGAAGCCCUCAACAUCUCCGGCGAGUUCUUCCGCGCGAAGCUCAAGUACCACGCCUACCUUCGCAAGAUGACCCGUUUCAACCCUACUCGCGGAGGUCCCUUCCACUUCCGUGCUCCCUCUCGCAUCUUCUACAAGGCCGUCCGCGGAAUGAUUCCCCACAAGACCGCCCGUGGUGCUGCUGCCAUGGAGCGCCUUAAGGUUUUCGAGGGUGUUCCUCCUCCUUAUGACAAGAAGAAGCGUGUCGUUGUUCCCCAGGCUCUCCGUGUCCUCCGUCUCCGCCCCGGCCGCAAGUACUGCACCGUCGGCCGUCUCAGCCACGAGGUUGGCUGGAAGUACCAGGACGUUGUCGCCAGACUCGAGGAGCGCAGAAAGGUCAAGAGCAGUGCAUACUACGAGCGCAAGAAGGCCGCUCGCCGCCAACUCGUCCAGGCCCAGAAGUCGGCAGGUGUCAGCGACCAGACCAAGAGCCAGCUUGCUCACGGCGCUGAGGCGAUCCAUCACGUUACUGCGAAUAACCAGGUGUUGAGACGGACCUAUGCUGAGACGGCGGAUCGUGCAAGGGGUCUCGCUUAUUAUCUGAAGAAGCAUGGGUUCAAGAGAGUCGGUGUGCUGUGCCCUAAUACGCCUGCCUUUUUGGAGUCAAUCUUUGGAGUUGCGGCUGCUGGGGCAGUGAAUGUUGCUGUUAAUUAUCGGUUGAAGGAGGACGAUAUCGCUUACAUAUUCACGCACUCUGAUGUUGAAGCUAUUAUUGUUGAUCAGGAGUUCCUGUCGCUUCUACAGAGCUAUCGUGCUUCGAAGCCCAGUAUCCCUAUUAUUGUCGAUACGGAUACGGAUGCUACCGAAGGCCAAUUAUCCGGUCCCUUUGAUGAGGCGGUUUUGGAAGGCUUGAGGUAUGACUUGGAUACGGGGGCCAAAGGUUGGCCUGGGCUCGAGGCCCAAGCCGCUUCUGAAGAUGACGUUAUCGCUCUUGCGUACACCAGCGGUACGACGGCUCGACCGAAGGGUGUCGAGUAUACCCACCGUGGCUGCUAUCUUGCUGCGAUGGGCAAUGUGAUUGAAUCUGGGCUUAAUUCGCACCAUGGUCGGUGCCGGUAUCUGUGGACUUUGCCUAUGUUCCAUGCCGUUGGGUGGACGUUCCCUUGGGCUGUUACGGCAGUGCGUGGUACCCAUUAUUGCUUGCGGAAAAUUGACUACCCGCAAAUCUGGAAGCUACUGAAGCAGGAGCACAUCACGCAUUUUAAUGCCGCUCCGACGGUGAACACCCUGCUCUGCAAUUCUAACGAGGCGGAGCGGCUGCCCGAGCCAGUUCAUGUUACAGUCGCGGCGAGUCCGCCUACGCCUCACCUCUUCGAGCAAAUGACUAACUUGAACCUCCAUCCUGUGCAUGUAUAUGGCAUGACGGAGACAUACGGGCCAAUCACGAAAGGCUAUUACCUGCCUGCAUGGGACAACCUGCCGUCAAGCGAAAGGUAUAAGAAGAUGGCCAGGCAAGGACAUGGCUUUGUGACCAGUCUACCCGUACGAGUAAUUAAGACGGAUGUUUCCGAGGGCACUAUCAUUGAUGUUAGUCGGGAUGGCAAGGAGAUAGGUGAAAUUGUUUUCGUCGGGAAUAUCUGUGCUCGGGGCUACUACAAAGACCCCGACGCUACGCGGAAACUCUUCGCGGGUGGCGUUCUCCACUCCGGAGACUUGGCUGUGUGGCAUGCCGAUGGUUCAAUCCAGAUCCAAGACCGAGCGAAAGACAUCAUUAUCAGCGGCGGAGAGAAUAUCUCAUCUGUGGCACUAGAGUCUAUGCUAGUCACUCACCCGGACAUUCUCGAGGCCGGAGUCGUAGCCGUUCCCGACAGCCACUGGGGAGAGCGACCAAAGGCAUUUGUGACGGUGAAGUCAGGAAAGUCAUUGACCGGUUCCGAGGUGAUCGAUUGGGCCCGAAAUACCAGUGAUAUCAGCAAGUUCAUGAUCCCUCGGGAGGUUGAAGUAGUGGCGGAACUGCCCAAGACUAGUACCGGGAAAGUGAGAAAGAACAUCCUCCGCGACUGGGCCAAAGGAGCGAAUAGAUCAUGA
Messenger RNA from Aspergillus pseudotamarii, 2181 nucleotides. RefSeq names its product putative AMP-binding domain protein. The transcript has 10 exons. Gene Ontology annotation, molecular function: structural constituent of ribosome. Bases 1 to 2181 code for a protein of 726 amino acids. Gene Ontology annotation, biological process: translation. The record is from RefSeq and is a predicted model, not a curated record. Gene Ontology annotation, cellular component: ribosome; large ribosomal subunit. NCBI's taxonomy places the organism in Eukaryota, Fungi, Ascomycota, Eurotiomycetes, Eurotiales, Aspergillaceae.